UACGGUACGAUUAUUAUGACUGUAAUAAUAAUUGAAAAAAACAAGGUGUCGAUAGUCGGUAAUUUUAGUUGGCACUCGUGGUACUCAACGAUGCUGAAAAUGCAGCCGACAACAUAAAUAAAACAAUUAGGUUAAGUUCAAUAGUUGAUUUUGUGUGUCCUGCCAAAAACAGUCCCAAGACUUUAGAAUCUUCCCAUUUAUUCAAUGGAAUCUUAAGUCAGAUAUCAAAUUAAGUCUUAUUAAGACCUUUGCGUAAUGAAUUACUUAACCAGUCUCCUGAAAUCCAGGAUUUUCUCACCAACACAUACACUUACAGAGGUGGUUGUUGCCCCCUUUAUUCAAAGCCAGCACGUCAGGAGUAAGUGGGUUGACUCCCGCAUGAGAAAGGAUGCCCGAAGACGAGAUACAAUGGAGAAAUAUGGACCUGAAAAACUUCACCUAACCGUCUUGUUAAGAGCACAAAAAAUUCUUCCUCCAGAACUGAAUGAAAUAGUUAGAGGAGAAAUGAAUAGCCUACCGAAAGAUGCCCAUUCCAGCAGGAUUUGCCACAGGUGUCAAUUGACCUCAAAAGGACGCAACGUUGUCAUCAGAUGGCGACUUGGCCGCAUGAUGUUUAGGCGGUUAGCUGAUGGGAAUAGACUGUCAGGUGUUCAACGUGCUCGAUGGUGAUUUUUUAAUGUACAAUUUUUCUCAUAAUUUUUGAGAAUUUUUAUUUGCUCUGUUUUUUUUCCUAGGUUUCUAUUCUUGGUUAUAUUUUGUCAUUGUUUUUUUCAUUAAUGAAUGUUUUAUUUGAAUAAAACCUAUGUAGUGUACAGCAAUUCUAUCUAGCAGAAA
Messenger RNA from Bemisia tabaci, 834 nucleotides. RefSeq names its product mitochondrial ribosomal protein S14 (gene mRpS14). Gene Ontology annotation, cellular component: ribosome; mitochondrial small ribosomal subunit. The record is from RefSeq and is a predicted model, not a curated record. Gene Ontology annotation, molecular function: structural constituent of ribosome. Gene Ontology annotation, biological process: translation. Lineage: Eukaryota; Metazoa; Arthropoda; Insecta; Hemiptera; Aleyrodidae.